Linderina pennispora is the source of this 2488-nucleotide messenger RNA. Its product is annotated as actin-like ATPase domain-containing protein. Gene Ontology annotation, molecular function: ATP-dependent protein folding chaperone; ATP binding. The record is from RefSeq and is a predicted model, not a curated record. Bases 50 to 2422 code for a protein of 790 amino acids. Gene Ontology annotation, cellular component: endoplasmic reticulum chaperone complex. NCBI's taxonomy places the organism in Eukaryota, Fungi, Kickxellomycota, Kickxellomycetes, Kickxellales, Kickxellaceae. Gene Ontology annotation, biological process: cellular response to hypoxia; endoplasmic reticulum unfolded protein response; negative regulation of hypoxia-induced intrinsic apoptotic signaling pathway. The transcript is spliced from 7 exons.
UUUCAAUUCCUAUCAUCACUGCAAAACAGAAAUUAGAGAAUUGGAAGUGAUGAGCCGAGCAACUUUACCUGUGAAGCGCCUAUGCAUACUGCUGCUGGCCUUGCUCGCCUCACUGGCAACAACCGUGCACGCCGCACCGAGUGGUUUACGAUCGCGAUUGGCCAACCCGGGACGGCCCCUGGAUCUGGUGCUGAACCGCGACGCCAAGCGCAAAACCGCAUCGGUGGUCACAGUCAACGGUCUGGAGCGGACAUUUGGUGCCGACGCAAUUUCCAUUUCGUCACGGUUCCCCGAGAACUCGUUCUUCGCAGUGCGCAACCUCCUGGGCCUUCCGUACGAUUCCGAGGAUGCUGCCGAGUACCGCAAGCAGUUUUCCAACAAGAUGGUAAAAGAACCCGAGCAGGGCACGGUAGCGUUCCAGUAUGGCGCUCUGGCGAACGAGACCCUGACGGUCCAGGACAUCGUGGCCAUGCAGCUGCAGCACGCUAAGCAGCUGGUCAAGGAGAGCGAGGGCAUUGAGGUCAAGGAUGUUGUGCUCACUAUCCCGUCGUUCUUCACGCAAUCACAGCGCCUGGCGAUGCUGGAUGCUGCAAAUAUCGCCGGCUUCCGCGUUCUAGCCAUGGUCAACGACGGCAGCGCUGUGGCACUCAACUACGGCAUGAACCGCGAGUUCCAGAAGGCCGAGAAGCAUGUGUUCUACGACAUGGGGGCUGGCAAGACUGUGGCAACCGUCGCUGGCUUCCACGUGCGUGCCUCGUCAAAGCUCACCAAGGCGUCGAAGAAGUCAACCAUCGUCAAUGUCAGCGCCCACGCCUCGGACACCAGCCUCGGCGGCCAGCAACUUGACUUUAUUCUGCGCGACCUGCUUGCCCAAAAUGCCCGCGCCAUGAACCGCCUGCUGAAGGAGGCAAAGCGCGUCAAGGCUAUCCUCAGCGCUAACGUCGAGACCGAUGCCUCCAUCGAGGGCAGCGCCUCCAAGCACCUGGUCUCGCGCAUCCGUGGCCCGAUUGAUGAGGCCCUCAAGGCUGCCAACACGACGCUGGACCAGAUCGACUCGAUCGUGCUUGUCGGCGGCGGCACCCGUGUGCCCUUCGUGCAGCAGGCCCUGGCCGAUGCCUUUGGCGCCGACAAGCUGUCCAAGAACGUCAAUGCUGAAGAGGCCAGCGUCAUGGGUGCUGUGUUCAAGGCUGCCACACUCAGCAGCCAGUUCCGCGUGCGCGAUGUGCGUCUGCGCGAUGCCAUGCCAUUCGCUGUGCGCUCGACACAUGCGACCGAGCAAAAGACGAUGCUAGGCAGUACCAAGUAUGACACCGCAUACCUGUAUCCGGACUACGCUGCCAUCGGGGCUCGCCGCCUGAUUCCGCGAGUCGCGUGUCGGGGGCGGCCUGACGACUCGUGGUCAAAGCUCGCCACAGCUACUGUCUCGGGCGUCGCCGGUGCUAAGGGUAAGCUCAAGGGAAAGAGCCCUGUGAACGAGGUCCCCGAGGUCAAAAUCACAGUGCAGGCCAACGAGUUUGGCGUGUUCGAGGUCUCCAAGGCCGAGGCUCUGUUCAAUGUCACCAACCCGAAGCAUGCCGAGUAUGUCGCUGACCUGGAGCUUUGGACCCAGGAGUCUGCAUCCAUUGAGGCUGAGGCUUCGUCGGCGUCGGAGGCCGAGAAGACCGCUACUGAGGACUGGGCUCGAACCAAGACCAAGCUGCGCGCCAAGCCCACUGCCCAGCCAGAACACAUUCUUGAAGUGGUGCCUCUGGAGCUUUCUGUCGACUACCACGGCAUCCGGAAACUCUCCAACUCGUCUCUCAAGUCCUCGCGCGCGUUGCUCAGGCGCAUGGAUGAUAGCGACUCUGCCCGCAUUGCCCACCACAGAGCCACCAACGAGCUUGAAUCCCUUAUCUACCAUCUGCGUGACACCAUCGAAGAAGACGAUGUCGCCAGCGUCACCACCGAGGCCCAGCGUGAGGCGCUGCUGACUGCCGUACAGGAUGCGUCCGAGUGGCUCGAGGACUACGCCGAGAAGGCAUCUGCCGAGAACCUGACCACUGUCUACCGCAACGAGUACACGGCGCAGGAACUCGAGCCUGUGGCUGAUCUGCUGGAGGACCUGGAGGACACUUUGGAUUCCACUGCCUCGUGGCUCGAUCAGAUGGUGGCCAAGCAGGAGGCCCUCCAUGCUCACGAAGAUCCGGUGCUGACCACCGAUGCCAUGGAUGCCAAGGCGCUGGCCAUUGAGCGCAGCUUGGCCCGACUGAUCGCCAAGAAGGUCAAGAAGAUCAAGGUCGAGACGACUGUCGACGAGGAUGGAGAGGAGGCAAAGGCUAAUGCCGAGGAGCAGACAGAGCCUGCCGCACAAGAUGCAGGCGCUGCUGAGGAGCCUGUCCAGGCCGAUGACAACGAUCAGCAGAACCAGCACGACGAACUCUAAAGUGCCCUCUCCCCUCUUUUAUCCGAUACACCUGUUCGUACCCAUUUAUAAAAUCUCAUUUGAAAC